This is a messenger RNA of Oreochromis aureus, 1754 nucleotides long. RefSeq names its product tubulin alpha chain-like. Gene Ontology annotation, biological process: microtubule cytoskeleton organization; mitotic cell cycle. Gene Ontology annotation, molecular function: GTP binding; structural constituent of cytoskeleton. The record is from RefSeq and is a predicted model, not a curated record. The coding region runs from base 133 to 1482 and encodes 449 amino acids. Gene Ontology annotation, cellular component: cytoplasm; microtubule. NCBI's taxonomy places the organism in Eukaryota, Metazoa, Chordata, Actinopteri, Cichliformes, Cichlidae. The transcript has 4 exons.
UCCGCGCCCACCUGACAUUACUUACUCACUCGGACCACAUUGACGGCCGCUGUGAGAGGUUACACAUAACCUGAAGCCAGGUGCAAGUCGUUUUUUUUUUUCUUUCACGGGGUAAUCUACCAACAAUCAACAAUGCGUGAAUGCAUCUCUGUCCAUGUAGGCCAGGCUGGUGUCCAGAUGGGGAACACCUGCUGGGAGCUCUACUGUCUGGAGCAUGGAAUCCAGCCAGAUGGCCAGAUGCCUAGUGACAAGCCCAUCGGUGGCCAUGAUGAUUCCUUUACCACCUUCUUCAGUGAAACUGGGGCUGGAAAGUAUGUCCCCAGAGCAAUCUUUGUUGACCUGGAGCCCACUGUCAUAGAUGAAGUUCGAACAGGAACAUAUCGUCAGCUCUUUCACCCUGAACAGCUGAUCUCAGGAAAGGAGGAUGCAGCUAACAACUAUGCCCGUGGACACUACACCAUUGGGCGAGAGAUCAUUGACUCUGUCCUUGACAGGAUCCGUAAACUGGCAGAUCAGUGCACUGGUCUUCAAGGAUUCUUGGUCUUUCAUUCCUUUGGUGGAGGCACUGGGUCUGGUUUCACCUCCCUGCUGAUGGAGAGACUCUCUGUUGACUUUGGCAAAAAAUCAAAGCUUGAGUUUGCCAUCUACCCAGCCCCCCAGGUUUCCACAGCAGUGGUGGAGCCUUACAACUCCAUCCUGACCACCCACACCACCCUGGAGCACUCUGACUGUGCCUUCAUGGUGGACAAUGAGGCCAUCUAUGACAUCUGCCGCAGAAACCUUGAUAUUGAACGUCCUUCCUACACCAAUCUCAACCGCCUUAUUAGCCAAAUAGUUUCGUCCAUUACAGCCUCACUUCGUUUUGAUGGAGCUCUGAAUGUUGACCUGACAGAGUUCCAGACCAACUUGGUGCCCUACCCUCGUAUCCAUUUCCCUCUGGCCACCUAUGCCCCUGUCAUCUCUGCUGAGAAAGCCUACCACGAGCAGCUGUCAGUGGCUGAGAUAACCAAUGCCUGCUUUGAACCCUCAAACCAAAUGGUGAAGUGUGAUCCUCGUCAUGGUAAAUACAUGGCUUGCUGUCUGCUGUAUCGUGGUGAUGUGGUGCCAAAAGAUGUCAAUGUGGCCAUUGCGGCAAUCAAGACCAAACGCACCAUCCAGUUUGUGGACUGGUGCCCCACUGGCUUCAAGGUGGGUAUCAACUACCAGCCUCCAACUGUGGUUCCUGGUGGAGACCUGGCCAAGGUGCAGAGGGCCGUGUGUAUGCUAAGCAACACCACAGCCAUCGCUGAGGCCUGGGCCCGACUGGACCACAAGUUUGACCUGAUGUACGCCAAGAGAGCCUUUGUUCACUGGUAUGUUGGGGAGGGCAUGGAGGAAGGAGAGUUCUCAGAGGCCAGAGAAGAUAUGGCUGCUCUGGAGAAGGAUUAUGAAGAGGUGGGGAUUGAUUCAUUUGAAGAAGAUGAGGAGGGAGAGGAAUAUUAAACAGGGUCAGCUGUCAAGUGUUUUCAGGGGAAAAUUAGUCCUGCUAGUAGUUAUUUAUUGGAGGGGGAGAUAAUAUUUUGGAUUUUAAUCCAGAAAUGUAACUUUUUAUUUACACUUUAAAACCGAAAAAUCUACCUAAAAUCUAUAUCUGUUUUGCCAAUAAAAUUUUGUUUUGACAGCUUUUAUGUUUGUUAGGUUCUGUUAAUAUAAUAAGUGGGUGAAUCUUUAUUUUUGAACUAAUGUGGCUCAAUAAAUCUCUCCCAAGAUAUGGA